Molecule: messenger RNA, 715 nt
Organism: Penaeus indicus
Lineage: Eukaryota; Metazoa; Arthropoda; Malacostraca; Decapoda; Penaeidae
Exons: 5
Coding region: 179-715 (178 amino acids)
Source: RefSeq, a predicted model, not a curated record
UCUGCGUGGAUACAGAAGGCGAAGUUUUAGGACACGGAGGACACGAAAAGAAGGAAAACGUUCUGGAAGUCUUUGGUGUUCGAAGGAAGAGGAAAAAGAAAAGAGGAGGAAGGUGUUCUAGAAGGAAUUUCCUCGUGGGGAAGCGGUCGCCGGCGUCGAGAACGAAGUCGAAGUCAGGAUGUUCCUUGUGGCAGGAGUCCUCGCCCUCCUGCUGUGGCGCGUGCCGGGGGGCAACGCCUCGCCCGUGGUCUUGGUCGACCAGGACGGCGUCGUCAACGCCACCUUCACCCCCUACGCUGUCAUCGCGGCCCUUGGCUACGGCGCCGUCGGUCUUGCAGGCAUCCACGCUUACAACCUGUGGGCGCCCAUCCUCAGGAAAAACGACAUCAGAGGCGCACCAGAUCCCACGCUAGCGCAGAGCAACCGGGAGCAGAUGCGAGAUUGGCUUCAGAGAGUGGUUGGCAUCGAGCCUGGAAGGUCACCUCUGCUGGAGGAUGUCAGGGGCGCUGUCAAACCUAUUGUCCCCUUCCGAAGACAAGACGAGACCCAACCCGCCUCUGACCCCGCCCACGCCGACCCCGCCCCCGCCCACGCCGUCCCAGCAGCCCCACGCCCACCUCACCCGCGCCCAGUCCGACCAGCCCCCCCUCAGAAGAAACGCAGGGACCCCUUCGUCAGGCAGAAGCCGCGGCAGAGACCUAUUCUAAGACCCUGA